Molecule: messenger RNA, 1560 nt
Organism: Chrysochloris asiatica (Cape golden mole)
Lineage: Eukaryota; Metazoa; Chordata; Mammalia; Afrosoricida; Chrysochloridae
Gene: VNN2
Product: vanin 2
Exons: 7
Coding region: 1-1560 (519 amino acids)
Molecular function (GO): hydrolase activity, acting on carbon-nitrogen (but not peptide) bonds, in linear amides
Source: RefSeq, a predicted model, not a curated record
AUGAUCAGGUCUUCUUUUCCAACCUCCGUGGCAGUGUUUGCCCUUCUUAUCCUGAAUGUCGGUGCCAAGGAUACUUUCAUAGCUGCAGUCUAUGAACAUGCUGUCAUAUUGCCAGACAAAACAGAAACGCCUGUUUCUGAGGAAGAUGCCUUUCUCCUGAUGAACAGGAAUAUAGAUAUGCUGGAAAAUGCGAUUAAACAAGCAGCUAAACAGGGUGCUCAAAUCAUUGUGACUCCAGAAGAUGCACUGUAUGGCUGGAACUUUAGCAGGGAAACGAUUUUCCCAUAUUUGGAGAAUAUCCCAGACCCUAAGGUGAACUGGAUUCCAUGUGAGGAACCCCUCAGAUAUGGUCACACUCCAGUCCAAGCAAGACUCAGUUGUCUGGCCAAGACCAAUUCUAUCUAUGUCUUGGCAAAUAUUGGGGACAAAAAGCAGUGCAAUUCCCGUGACUCCACAUGUCCUUCCAAUGGUUAUUAUCAGUAUAAUACCAACGUGGUGUACAAUUCAGAUGGAAAACUGGUGGCACGUUACCAUAAGUACCACCUCUACCAAGAGCGUCAGUUUGAUGUCCCUCAAAAGCCGGAGUUGGUCACUUUCACCACCACCUUUGGAAAGUUUGGCAUUUUCACUUGCUUUGAUAUACUCUUCCAUGACCCUGCCGUGACCUUGGUGAAAGAUUUCGACGUAGACACCAUACUGUUUCCCACAGCUUGGAUGAAUGUUUUACCCUUUUUGACAGCUAUUGAGUUCCAUUCAGCUUGGGCAAUGGGAAUGAGGGUUAAUCUUCUUGCAGCCAAUAUACAUCACGUCAGCCUAAAUAUGACAGGGAGUGGUAUCUAUACACCACACUCUCCCAAAGCAUAUCAUUAUGAUAUGGAAACAACAGAUGGAAAGAUCCUCGUUUCAGAGAUAGAGUCACGGCCCCGAUUCUCUCCUGUAUACCCACCAGCCAUAAAUUGGAAUGCCUAUGCCAAGGCCAUCAAACCAUUCCCAAUACAGAAGAAAACUUUUGGGGGCUUGGUUUCCCGUGAUGAGUUCAACUUCACAGAACUUUAUGAAAGUGCGGGAAAUCUUACAGUUUGUAAAAACAAGCUCUGUUGUCAUCUAAGCUACCACAUGUUAGGAAAAGAAGAGAAUGAAGUCUACGUUCUAGGAGCUUUUACAGGACUUCAUGGACGAAGGAAGAAAGAGUACUGGCAGGUAUGCACAAUGCUGAAAUGCAAAACUACAGAUUUGACAACUUGUGGACAGCCGGUAGAAACUGCUUCUACAAGAUUUGAAAUGUUCUCCCUAAGCGGUACCUUUGAAACAGAGUAUGUUUUUCCUGAAGUGUUACUUAGUAAAAUCCAUCUGUCACCUGGAAAAUUUGAGGUACUAAAAGAUGGACGUCUGGUAAACAAGAACGGGAUAUCUGGGUCUGUCCUAACAGUGUCACUGUUUGGGAGACAGUACACAAAGGACUACUCCAACUCAGGAAGGGCCAAUCAUUCAGCAAUAAGUUACUUACUAAUAACUACAUUAUUAAUCAUUACAGCUCUGCAAAAUAUUGAGUUGGCAUAA